Arthroderma uncinatum is the source of this 834-nucleotide messenger RNA. RefSeq lists its product as uncharacterized. Lineage: Eukaryota; Fungi; Ascomycota; Eurotiomycetes; Onygenales; Arthrodermataceae. Gene Ontology annotation, biological process: regulation of transcription by RNA polymerase II. Gene Ontology annotation, cellular component: NuA4 histone acetyltransferase complex; nucleus. Bases 1 to 834 code for a protein of 277 amino acids. The record is from RefSeq and is a predicted model, not a curated record. The transcript has 4 exons.
AUGCCCCCGCGCAAGAAACAAAAGACCUCGUCAACCCCCUCGCAGGCCGAGCAUCCGCAGCCCACGCCCACUGGCCGCGAGAUAGAUUACGAUGCGAUAGUCGCAGACCCAUGGACAGACGAGCAGGAGACGUCGCUGCUAAAAGGAAUAAUACGAUGGAAGCCUGCAGGUAUGCACAAGCACUUUCGCAUGCUAGCUAUCUCGGAUUAUAUGAAGAGUCAAGGAUAUGCGACGCCGACUGAGCAACAUACACGAAUACCGGGCAUAUGGAAGAAGCUGGGCACACUCUACAAUCUACCUGCGCUAGAUGAGAGGGAAGAGCCAGUAUCUACAGAAGAGUCGGAAGAUGCGGAGCAACCACAAGAGCUGUAUUGCCCAUUCUCACUACCGAUGGACGAGUUUGGAGAGAUGAUGUGGGACCGACGAAUAAAUCCUGAGGGCUCGGUGUCUCCGUCAGUUAGCGGGAGAGGAACUUCGAGACGGGCUAGCACAAUUGCAGAUACAGAUGAACCACGGUCAUCACCUGCACCGUCACGAGGAAGCCGGCGCGGAGGACGUUCGAAGCGUCAACCACGAGGCAGCACGCGCUCUUCACGAUUACAAGUCGAGGUAGAAUCGAACAGGGAUGCAACUAGCGAUAAAGGAAGUGCCAAUGAAAUGGAAGAUGGGGACGAAGACGACACAGAGGCCGGGAGAGAGGGUAGCGAUGAGGAUGGUGAUGGUGAUUCGAAGAUAGCAGAGUCACCCGCGCCGCGAGCUACGAGGACACAAGCGACGCGCGGGAAGCCCAAGAAAGGGAGGCCUGCAUCGAAACGAGGCGGUCGACGGCGGUGA